This is a messenger RNA of Arabidopsis thaliana (thale cress), 1565 nucleotides long. RefSeq lists its product as uncharacterized. NCBI's taxonomy places the organism in Eukaryota, Viridiplantae, Streptophyta, Magnoliopsida, Brassicales, Brassicaceae. The transcript has 12 exons. Gene Ontology annotation, biological process: xanthophyll biosynthetic process. Bases 408 to 1256 code for a protein of 282 amino acids. The record is from RefSeq and is marked reviewed.
AAAGUAGACAAUGAAUGAUUAGGGAUAGCGAAUGAAGAAGGUGGAAGAUGAUGUUAACUUCGGAUUGGCGCGAAAUAAGAUAAAAAAGCUUGUUCUUCAGAGAAGAAAGUGUUUAUGAUUGGACAAAGAAAGAAAGAAGCAAAGCCUAUCCACUUCUCAUCUUCUCUAUUACCAACAAACCUUCCCCUUCUCUGUCGGUUCCUCCUUUUCUAUUAUUUUUAAUUCCAGAUAAUAAAAAGAAAAUCUUUUUUUGCUUAAAGAGCUCAAACCGAAACCCAUUUCAAGAUUUCAUCCUCCGGAGUGUUUCAACGAAGCUUGGGUACAUAAGUCUGAUAUGAGAGGUUUCGUCAUAACUUGUCUUCUAAGGUAAGUUUCCUCACCUGUGGCGUAGAUUGCAUCAUCAAUCCAUGGACGUUGAAGAAAAGAGGGUUUCAUCUGGUUAUGCCAAGCCUCCAUGGAUAUUCAAAGGAAGUGCGUUGUACCAGAUUCAUCUUGUGAAGGCUGCGACUGCUCGAGCAUUCAUCCCCAAGGAGUUUCGACUAGUUGAAGCUUUUGGAUACACUCUUGGCGGUUUCUUCCUUGCUAGCUACGAUGAUAGCCCCGCUGGUGUCUUUGAUGAGCUUGUAGUAAUUGCAGGGAUUGUAUGGAACCCUCCUACAUCAUGCGCAUGGGCCGCGAGGGUACUUGUGAACAGCGAUGAGGCUUGUCAUCACGGACGCAAGGAAGUAGGACUCCCAAGCCAAGUUGCAAGAUUUUCAAAAAACAUUACUGCAGUCCCAAAACAAAAAAGGGACAGAGCUUUUGGUUUCUUGGACACAUUUGGUUUGGGAACUACUCUGUCUCAUCCUGAGAAUUUGAUGGAGGUUAAGGUUAGUGAAGUUGAUAGUGCUGCUUCUACUGAUAUCUGCAACAUCCAAAUUAGAUCAGACGAGACCAAAGUUGGAAACUGGAUGGGACCUGCAAUCAAAAUGGCUCUCCCAAGUUUUAGUGGCAAUACAAUUUACAACUCAAACUUGCUCAAGUACUCAUGCCAUCUCCACUGCAGGGUGAGGCCGGUGAGACCUGCGGUUGUAUCAGGGGCUUUGGAAGAUGAGACAGAGAAGUUUACAGAACAGAAUCACACAUCACAAGAGUCACUUGAAAAUGAAAGGCAGCUAAGCAAAGCCGUGAUGCUAUCGAAACCAAUCAUAGCUCUUCAAUUCAAAUGCUUAACAAUGCAAGUAGAAGCUCCUGUUGUAAUUUACCCUUCAAAGUAAACACAACACUCAAAUUCCAAGAACAUACAGCUUCCUUCCUAAAAGGUCAAGAGAUCAUGGUACAAUAUCAGAAUUCUUCAGGAAGAGGAUGGCCGUCCAAGAACGCCUUGAACAGGACAAGUGAUCUCUCAGGCUGUGAGAAUGGGACCUCGUGUGAAGCUCCUCGCACUGUUGCAAAGGACAAGACAUUUCCAUAGACUUGAGUCCAUCCUCCAACCUGAGACACCAAACACAAUGUGUUAGUUUUGUUUUCAUUUUUUCUUUUUUUGUACCAUUAGAGAAUGUUGCUUGUUUACCUGUUGGCCUGCA